AUGAAUUUGGGUGCAAUUUUGUUUGAAAAGACGAGGCAAGCUCCAUCGCCGAGCAAAGACUUUCAUCAGCUUCUAGUAACAGAGAAUCAAGUGAUUCUAAGAACAUGGCGGAUCUCAAUAAGAAAAGACCAACGAUACAUUCCACCAAGCCAGCGAAAAGUACCAAUCGAAGAAUUUGACGAUGACUCCUUACUUCAGACAGACAUCAACCGUAUUUUUGGUGAAGACACGCUCCGUCUUGUACACAGCAUAGUAUGUAAAGACUGGUUAGCCCGUCUUCCUCAAAAUGUCCUCAUUCAUUUGUUGUCAUUCCUCGAUCUUGUCGACAUUGCAAGGCUAGGAUCAGUAUGCAGGUCUCUUCGGAAAGUUUGCUCAAGCGACGAGUUAUGGGAGAAGAUUUUCCUAUCCCAUUGUGACACCAUCAACGACGAAACUCGAUCCUUAGCAAAGGAAGUCGGUUGGAGGAAAGUGUUCUUUACUAACAAACUGCAGCUUCAGGUUCAAAUGAGACGACGUAAAGAAAGAAAUAGCGCUGAAAUGAAAAGAAAGAUAACUCCAGCUGAAGAGCAGAUCCCACUAACAUUUGUCACUCAGUCAAAUGGCAACUACGAUCACUAUUAA
This is a messenger RNA of Pocillopora meandrina, 621 nucleotides long. The record is from the annotation of a GenBank genome assembly. NCBI's taxonomy places the organism in Eukaryota, Metazoa, Cnidaria, Anthozoa, Scleractinia, Pocilloporidae.